Molecule: messenger RNA, 900 nt
Organism: Coccidioides posadasii C735 delta SOWgp
Lineage: Eukaryota; Fungi; Ascomycota; Eurotiomycetes; Onygenales; Onygenaceae
Biological process (GO): phosphatidylinositol phosphate biosynthetic process; inositol metabolic process; signal transduction
Molecular function (GO): inositol monophosphate 1-phosphatase activity
Source: RefSeq, a predicted model, not a curated record
AUGACGACUAGUACCAGUACCUCUCCUAAUCUUCAAGAGAUCCAUGAUUGCUUUAUCGAAUUGGUGAAGCAAGCCGGCGAGAUGAUCACAGGCGCAAAGCCCUUGGUCAACACAGUCGGGUCGAAGAAGAACAGCUCCGACCUCGUCACAGAAACGGACCGUGCUGUUGAGCAGAUGGUCUCCAAGGCGUUAAGAAGUAAAUAUCCUGAUUAUGAAUUUAUGGGUGAAGAGACCUAUCAGCCCGGCAUGCGCUUGACCAACGCGCCCACAUUCAUCGUCGAUCCCAUCGAUGGCACAGUCAAUUUUGUCCACAAUUUUCCCAACGCAUGUAUUUCACUUGGGUUCGCGAUUGAAAAGAAGCCAGUUGUCGGCGUUGUUUUCAAUCCCUUUACGAAAACGUUGUAUAGCGCCAUCCGCGGAAAAGGAGCCUUUUUGAACCGCACAACCAAGUUGCCGCUGAAAGGAGACAAUAUAGAGCCAUUGAAGGGCCUGUCUAGCGCUCUGGUGGGCGUGGAAUGGGGAUCUGACCGUCACGGCACCAACUGGGAGACGAAGAUUCGUACCUUUGAGACCCUCGGAAAGGCGCGGGAAGAAGGCGGGGCGAUGGUCCAUUCGAUGCGAAGCAUGGGAUCGGCCGCGUUGAAUCUGUGCGCUGUUGCUUCGGGCUACAUGGAUCUUUACUGGGAAGGGGGAUGCUGGGCAUGGGACGUAUGUGCUGGAUGGGUCAUUCUCACAGAAGCUGGCGGCAUCAUGGUUGAUGGCAAUCCCGGCGGGUGGAAUGCAGCGGUUGAUGGAAGACGCUACUUGGCCGUCCGCGCGUCUAAGAAUGGGGAGGGACAGAAGGAGAUCGUGGAGGAGUUCUGGGGUCAAAUCAAGGGGAAGUUCGAUUAUGGCCAGUAA